GAACCUUUAUUGAGACGAAGCAGCAAAACACUCAAUUUGAUGGACACGUGAGGAAGAAAGAGCGAUCGUUGAUGAUCGAAUAGUCACAGCAGUAUUCAUCAUCAAGUGCAAGGUAACCAGCGAACAAAGAGGAGAAAUCAUCGAAAAGCCAAGUCAUAAAUAUAGUCAUUCUCAAUAAAAAUGAGUCUGAAGUGGGAAGUAUCAUAUUAUUGCCAGGAAUGACAUCGCUGCGAUUGGCCAGGAUAAGAAGAGCGAAGGAUGAAUAAUGAUUUAAUCAUGAAUGAUAAUACUCCACCCAUUAUGGACGGCGUGUCAAACAUUUGUGGAUAUAUAUGCGUAUCGAUGGUACAUAUGUCAUAUGAAUAACGUUAUGGCGCAAUGUCCACGAGGUCAAAACGUGUCCUUCAUUUGAGCGCUUGAUGAGAUUAUGAACUUUUCUUGCUUUGUGAUGUGAAAGCUACCUUGAAAUGAAUCGUGUGAUUGGAACAGUAAUAAUAGUGUUGUCUUGUCCACACAGUCUGAAACGCAAGAACGUGUUUCUAUGGUAACGCGUUCUGUUGCACAAGAGCGCCUGCGCCUUUAAGAGGCGCCAGCUCGUCGGGAUGACGUAAUGCUUUUCUUUCUCCGCCAUGACCUCAUCGACAGCGGACACGGACAAAGUUUGGAAGAACGCACACAAACACACAAACACGUUCUCCUGCAUCGAGAAUUCCAGUUGGCCCGAGCCUCGAACGACUCCGACGUCGACGUCGUCCGUUCGAGCGGUGAGUUGCUCAAAAGUCAAGGUAAAAAAAAGUGGCGAACGUUUCGCUCCACACGUCGACGAGUGGUGACGUCACGACCACUGACCCGAACUCGCGUUUGUUUGCAUCCACUUGAUUUCAUUUGCCUCAUCUGCGUAGCAACAGUGACACCGCGAUAUCUAUUUUUAGAAACUUGGGCUUAGACGCUCGGCUCAUCGGCUACUUAGCUACUUGGCUAACAUCUUCAGCGUACACAACUUCCAUGCAUCCAUUUUCUACCGCUAACCCGAGGUCGGGUCGCGUGGGCAGCAGCUUCAGCAGGGACGCCCAGACUUCCCGCUCCCCAGCCACUUCAUCCAGUUCUUCCGAGGCGUGUCCCGGGUCGUCCCCGGGCGCUCCUCCCGGCGGGACGUGCCGGAACACCUCACCGGGGAGGCGUCCGAACCGGAAGCCCCGGCCACCUCAUCUGGCUCCUCUCGAUGCGGAGGAGCAGCGACUCUACGCUGAGCUCCUCCCGGAUGACCGAGCUUCUCGCCCGUUCUCUAAGGGAGGAGCCCGGACGCCAACCAGGACAGCCCCACAACAUCCGGAGCCUUGAGGAACUCCGGGCGAAUCUCAUCCACCCCCGGGGCCCUGCCACCGAGGAGCUUUUGAACCACCUCGGUGACCUCGACCCCAGAGAUGGGAGAGCCCGCCUCAGAGACCCCAGACUCUGCUCCCUCACGGGAAGGCGUGUCGGUGGAAUUGAGGAGGUCUUCGAAGUAUUCGAGGUCAGCGGCGCCCCAUGCCCGCUAUACACAGUGUCGAUGGCGCGCUGCUUCCCCCUCCUGAGACGCCGGAUGGUGGACCAGAAUUUCCUCGAAGCCGUCCGGAAGUCUUUUGCUUCAGCGACCACCAAAGCUGCAUUCCGAUUGGCCGGCCGGUACCCAUCGGCUGCCUCAGGAGUCCCACGGGGGCCGAAAAGGCCCGAUAGGACUCCUUCUUCAGCUUGACGCCAUCCCUCGCCGUUGGUGUCCACCAACGGGUUCGGGGGAUCGCCGCCACGACUCCGGCAAUGGAGGCGCGGAACACAGUCCAGUCGGACUCGAUGUCCCCCGCCGCCCCCGGAACAUGAGCCAAGUUCUGUCGGAGGUGGGAGUCGAAACUCCUUCUGACGGGGGAUUCCGCCAGACGUUCCCAGCGGACCCUCACAAUACGUUUGGGCCCGCCACGUCGGACCGGCAUCUUCCCCCACCAUCGGCGCCGACUCACCGCCUUGUGGUGGUGAUCGGUCGACAGCUGCGCCCCUCUCUUCACCCGAGUGUCCGAGACAUGCGGCCGCAAGUCCGAUGACACGACCGCAAAGUCCAUCGGUCGAACUGCGACCUCGGGUGUCCCGGUGCCGAGCGCCCGCGUGGACGCCCUUAUGCUUGAGCGUGGUGUUCGUUAUGGACAAUCCGGGACAAAUCCGUUUUGCAGGUUAGGAGUCUUUGGAACUGGUGGAAAUGCCCCAAUUUCUGUCCCAACGUCUUCAUGCGGAGUCAAUGAGGUCCAGAUUUCAGGUGGGGCCUUUUCGGUUGAAUUCCCACUUCCAAACGUUCCGAAUUUCCCUUCAUCUUUUCGGGAAGCUUGAUAAGGCACAAACUGUCGAAAUCGGGAAGUCGCAGGACAGCAAAAAUAGGCGUCAUUUGAAAAUGACGAUGGCCAUGAAGUUGACAUUUUCAACACCAAAUAAUGUGAAGGCCUCCCGUUAGUCAAGUCAAGAAAUGGACUCCAAUUCAGCCAAUAAGGCAAUAGAGUGACCGUUAUUGUUGGACAUCUUUUGUUAUCAUCGGUGCCAUGCAUCGAAAACAAAAAAGAAUGAACAAACACUUCGGAAGGAAUCAAUUUGGAGUUGAUACAAUUCGCCAAAUGAGUUGUUGUUCGUGCCCGAAAUCGGAGGCGUCGCGGCACGGCGGAGAACAUCGCCGGCAGCCAGUCCGGAAAAUGUCUGCUUGGCAAGCGAGCGGAAUCAAAUGUGGCAGAAAAAGAAUCCGAAAUCGCGGGAGAUGGAUUUGAAGGAGCGGCCCGACGCAGCGAAACCUUUCGAGGGGCGCUUGUCGACUCCAAAUUGGCGAACGCGUGUGCUCGCCCUUACGAGAAGUCUCAAAGUUUGCAUUCCAACUGGGCCGCGCGCUCCACGUCAUCAGUCGCGCUGAAACGCGGAAAACUCCAAAUGCGCCAUCGCGAGCGUGGCUCGUCGAUGCUCGCCGUAUUUCGAGGCGACGUAACCCGUCUCUUGUCGCAAUUUAGAAACGAUUUCCCACGUGCGACGCCAUCGAGUCCCGACGUGAUGACGUCAUCACGUCGCUCGCCGUCGUGACAUGGCGGAAGCUUCUCCGGCGGCGGUAGCGGGGUCGCGAGCGGGCACGCUGAAGCCCGGCGGGGUCCGUCCCCUGGCGGCGGAGGCUCUGGCGGCGCUGCUGGAGGGAGGUCGGGGGGUCGGCGGCGGCGGCCUGCUGCUGAUCGACAGCCGGCCUUUCGUGGACUUCAACGCGUCGCACAUCGCCGACGCCGUCAACGUCAACGCGUCCAAGCUGCUCAGGCGACGACUGCAGCAGGACAAAGUCAACAUCGGAGACGUGCUGCGGCGCUCCGCCGGAACCGAGCUGGACCUCCGGGCGGGCCUCCGGGUGGUGGUGUACGAUCAGAAUUGUCGGGACGCGGCCGCUCUGCGUUCCGACGCCUUCGCCGGCGUCCUGCUCCUCAAGCUGGAGCGCCGCUUCCCGUCUUUGCACCUGCUGGCGGGCGGUUUUUCAGAGUUUUCCCGUCAGUUUCCGGGCCUGUGCGAGGGGAAGCGGGCGCCGGUCGGGCCGUGCCCGUCUCAGCCGUCGUGCCCGUCGGCGCCGCCCUCCGUCCCGGGGCCGACCCGCAUCCUGCCCCACUUGUACCUGGGCUGCCAGCGCGACGUCCUCGACGAGGUGCCCGCCCGCCCCCGCGCUUCCCGUCCGUGUGGCCGACGACGGCGCGGGUCACCUGACGCGUGCGUGCGCGUGUCGUCACAGGAAGCGAUGCAACGGAACGCCAUCGCCUACGUGCUGAAUGCCAGCAGCACGUGCCCCAAACCCGACUUCAUACCCGACUCGCGCUUCCUGAGGGUUCCCGUCAACGACAGCUUCUGCGACAAGAUCCUGCCCUGGUUGGACGCGUCGCUCGACUUCAUCGAGGAGGCGAAGGCGUCGGACGCGUGCGUGCUGGUUCACUGUCUGGCGGGGAUCUCGCGCUCGGCGACCAUCGCCAUCGCGUACGUCAUGAAGCGGAUGGACAUGUCUCUGGACGAGGCGUACAGGUUCGUGAAAGAGAAGCGGCCCAGCAUCUCUCCCAACUUCAACUUCCUGGGUCAGCUGCUCGACUUCGAAAAGAAGAUCUCCCGAGAAGCGCGGCGCGAGGGCCCGCCCGGACGUCGGCCGGCGGAGGGGCCGGAGAGCCCGGCGCCGCCCGAGGAGCGCCCGCUGGCGCGGGCUCUGUGCGCCCUGCGUCUGGAGGACACGGCCCGCCCCAAGCGCCGCUUCUCGCUGGACUUCAAAACAUACGGUGAGGCGGGCCCAGCGGGUGACGGCGCCUCGGCGUCGGCGCCCGGUAAGACGUGUCAGUUCUCCCCCGUGGAGGAAGUCUCGGAGCAAAGUCCGGACAAGGAGGAGGCGCGCGGACCGCUGCCGGCGACCUGCCGCGCGCGGGAUGCCGCCGGCUUCCCUUUCGGACUCUCGCGGUGCCAGCGCCGCCCGUCCGGACCCGCCCUCAAAGGCUGGCACUCGGACAUCCUGCCGAGACCCUCUCUGUCCCCCCCGGGCGGCGGCGGGUACCGCUCCUCCUCGGCGGCGUACGGUGGCGGCCACGGGCCGGAGACGGCGCGGCGGCGAGGACGCCCGCGAGCGCCCGACCGGGGAGACUCUCGCAGGAGCUGGCACGAGGAGAGCAACUUGGAGAAGACCCGAAGUUGCCAUCGCUGGAGCGAAAACGACCUCGCCAAGGUGGCGGCGAGAGACAGCUUCUCGGCCAGCUUGGAGCUCAUCCGCGUGUCCUGAACGCCGCAAUUCUCGCAAACAGCGGAACACGUGUGAAACGCGGUGUCGACGCUCCACUCCGUGCGUAUCGCCGAAGCUAUCAAUAACAGCCGAUCAAAUCAUCGACGUCAUCGUCAUGACGCCCAUUCAAACGAUCGCGAACGUGAUCAACGACGCUGUCGUUCGUGUCAGCGAUCAUGUGAUCGGUGACCCGCAGCAGCUAUGAAGUUGAUCGUUCAGGUUCUAGAAGGUUCUUCUUUGCGAUGAUUGACACGUUGUCACUUUGUACAAAG
Molecule: messenger RNA, 5058 nt
Organism: Phyllopteryx taeniolatus (common seadragon)
Lineage: Eukaryota; Metazoa; Chordata; Actinopteri; Syngnathiformes; Syngnathidae
Gene: dusp16
Product: dual specificity phosphatase 16
Exons: 5
Coding region: 3086-4786 (566 amino acids)
Biological process (GO): negative regulation of MAPK cascade; protein dephosphorylation
Cellular component (GO): nucleus; cytoplasm
Molecular function (GO): MAP kinase tyrosine/serine/threonine phosphatase activity; protein tyrosine/threonine phosphatase activity
Source: RefSeq, a predicted model, not a curated record